Molecule: messenger RNA, 1968 nt
Organism: Coniophora puteana RWD-64-598 SS2
Lineage: Eukaryota; Fungi; Basidiomycota; Agaricomycetes; Boletales; Coniophoraceae
Exons: 2
Coding region: 1081-1686 (201 amino acids)
Source: RefSeq, a predicted model, not a curated record
CGUUCUAUCUUUUAUCUUUACUCACGCAGUCCAGGUGCUUGUGAAGCACUGACUCCAUCUCGGCCUCAAAACUUGACGAGAACAAGGUCGUCUUGCCGUCGCCUGGCAUCAACACGUUUGUGACGUCAAACUUGGCGACGCCUGUCAAGACGACCUCGAGAUUAAUUAACUCUGCAACACCGUUGACUCAGGGACGAAAGCAUAAGAGUUUUUGCCAACUUCAAGCCAUCCUUUACCGCAUCUCGACUUCGGACUCGGACCGUACCCCAGCCUCGCAAGAACCGUCAACAAGAUAGCGUUCUCUGAAGGGAGAUAGGUGUGUGCGCUUCCCAGCUGCGGUGUCGGUUCAGGGAUCUAGCACAUCAACACAGGAAUAGCCUGACUCUUGUUUCAGUGCAUGGUUGUUGAUGUUUGAAAUCUUACAGGUGCUUCACGUCUCCCAAGCCCCUGGGCCCCACGACAGCGAUCUUCGUUCCCUGUGCUAUGGCGCUGCAUCUUCAGUGGUGCUAAGUCCAAACGGUCCCCAGCACAGAAAAGGAUCAGGAUUCAUAACACUUCCAGUGCCGGUGACCGUCUUUCCCGUACCGGAUCGUUCUCAAGAGCCCAUUUAGAGUUUCCUUGCUCGUCUUUAUCCAAGUAACGGCAGGCAUACGCCAAAGUGUAUUUCUCCCUCGAGAUGACCUCCGCGAGCCUCUGCGGUGCCUGACGGCCAACUAUACAGACGCCGGUGCGAAAGCGCGAUAAAAAGGAUUAGGUUCGUCUCGGUAAAGAAAGAAGUUCCUGCGCACGAGCCCUUUGAGGCGCACACUCCGCCUCACGCCCGUGACGCCUCAAAAGCCAUCGCCAUCAGCAUCAUGAUGAACACUCACACUGGACUCGGGUAGUACCGCAGCCCCCCCUCUCCGUCUGGACUCUGGGGUGCAUAUAUGUACUGCUCGAGCUUGGACGGGUGGAGGGUGAGAGGAUUGCGAUCCCACCUUCUUGCUUCCACCUAACCGUCCGUCUUGCGACGCCCUUUGCUGCAUCCUCGGAUUUUCCCCCUAUCUUGGCCUGUUGCAAAAAGAAGCCCGUCUUUUUUUCAUGAACUCGUCGGACAUGCGACCACAUCUUUCUCUUUCGAUCCCUUGCGAGUCGCCGUUCGCCUUCACCCAGUGCCGCAGGCAGCUUGACACCAUCGACGAGCACGAGCCCGGAUGGAGAGCCCUGGGAAUGGAAAAAGGAGGGGACAUCAGGGACUCUAGCGGGGACACUUCCCCAGCCCACACCGGCUCCGGGACUUCCGCGUCGUACCCGUCCUCCAGCGCUUCUUCCUCCCCCGUUUCUGUUUCCGCUUCCACCUCCACAUCCUCAUCUCCUUCCAUCGUCCCAUCUCCGGGGAGCGAAACCAAGCACCCCAAACCGAGCCUGCGCAUCAAUACCAACAUCUUCGCGGGCGAAGCCAUCGUCGGCUUCUGCCUCUCCGAGGACUACGAUUUCGACGAGCGUCCGCCGGGGAUGGUCGAGCCGGAUGACGAUCCGUUACCGUCCGAAUCGUGCUGCGAGCCCGGGUAUCCACCGGGCCUGGUGCCCGUCAGCGCGUCGCGCGCGCCGGGGUGGGGCGGGCUUUCUGCUACUGAUGCGACGAAUGAGGGAGUGGGAGCGGAUGGGUCUGCGGAUCAGCACGAGCGUUCGAGCGAGCGAGUGUGAGUGGGCUUGCUACGGUUGACGUUGAGGCCUAGGGUUUGUGGAGGAUCGCUUUUCUAUCUAUGCUAGAUCGGGUCAGACUUCUAUCGCGUGGACCACGAGUCGAACUUCGGGUUCGUUGGUGGGUGUAUAUGCUAUCAUCUUGUAGAGCUGUAUUGUAUUCUGUAGUGUUAGUUCUCGUGGUCAGCCAACUUCCUAGUGAUAUCCUAGGCCUGUCGCACUUUAUUGUAGCUCACAAACCCAUCUAUUUAAUCAUCAUCUAUGCAUUCUUCGCAUCUUAUCUUC